CAUCCACAGCUGUGUUUGCAAGAUCUUAGUCUAAUAUUUUCCUUCUGCAGGAGACUUUUCCUCUUGUAUUCCACUUGAUGUUUUGACCAUGAACUCAAGCUUCACGUUUGCCUUGUUUCUGCUGCUGGCUUUUCACACAUGUACAGCCGUGGGAGGCAGAGCCCAGCGCAAACAAAGACAAGCUGAGGAGAGCCUGAGACCAUACAUUGGCAGAGUAGAACCAGAAAAGCUUUGUGAGCUGCUGAAAUGUCACAGUCCAGUGGGAUCUUGGUGCCAGGUAGUUGAGGAAAAUGGAGUCCUUGUCCCCAAGUGUGUUUGUCCUCAGUCGUGUCCAAGGCAGAGGGCACCAGUGUGCAGCGUUCUGGGAAGGACCUAUGGGAAUGAGUGUUUGCUCCAUAAAGAAGCUUGCAGAAAGGGACGCCGCAUUGGGCUGGCUCACACAGGACCCUGUCUGGUCCCCGAGGCUAAAUGCACUGAGGAGGAAUUAAGCCAGUUUCCAUAUCGUCUCCUGGACUGGUUUCUGCUGCUAAGUCGUAUGGGAGAGUCCCACGCACCUGUGGCCCCGCCCCAGAGCUGCCUCAGCCACGCCCAGAGGACACAACUUGCCCAGCAAAGAUUUACCACACUGGACAGGAACAAAGAUGGCAAGCUGAGCCACAGAGACCUGAGGAAGCUGCGUUACAAGAGGAUGCCACUGGAGCAUUGUGCCACUCCAUUCUUUCAGUCAGUCCCACCUCCAGGAACUAAUGCCACAGGCAAUUAAUUCAGUACUGGCUUGCUUGUUCUUGAACGUCAGACAUACAUAUCAUCAUAA
Molecule: messenger RNA, 814 nt
Organism: Scatophagus argus
Lineage: Eukaryota; Metazoa; Chordata; Actinopteri; Scatophagidae
Gene: sparcl2
Product: SPARC-like 2
Exons: 6
Coding region: 89-763 (224 amino acids)
Biological process (GO): anatomical structure development
Molecular function (GO): extracellular matrix binding; collagen binding; calcium ion binding
Source: RefSeq, a predicted model, not a curated record